Amblyraja radiata (thorny skate) is the source of this 1900-nucleotide messenger RNA. It is a transcript of the gene psmd14, whose product is annotated as proteasome 26S subunit, non-ATPase 14. Bases 113 to 1045 code for a protein of 310 amino acids. The transcript has 11 exons. Gene Ontology annotation, molecular function: protein binding; metallopeptidase activity. The record is from RefSeq and is a predicted model, not a curated record. NCBI's taxonomy places the organism in Eukaryota, Metazoa, Chordata, Chondrichthyes, Rajiformes, Rajidae.
GCGCGCUCACCUCUGCCUCCAACGGCUGCGGCCGCGCGUGGUGGGAAGCGGAAGUGCUCCCUUGACCCGGAAGUGGAAGACAGCGGGAAACGGCCCGAGUCAUCGUCGAAAAAUGGACAGACUUUUACGACUAGGAGGUGGUAUGCCUGGACUUGGACAGGGCCCACCGACUGAUGCCCCAGCUGUGGACACAGCAGAACAAGUCUACAUCUCUUCCCUCGCUCUGCUAAAGAUGUUGAAACAUGGACGAGCUGGCGUUCCAAUGGAAGUGAUGGGUCUCAUGCUCGGUGAAUUUGUCGAUGACUAUACUGUCCGUGUUAUUGAUGUUUUUGCUAUGCCUCAGUCAGGCACGGGUGUUAGUGUUGAAGCUGUUGAUCCUGUGUUUCAAGCCAAAAUGCUGGACAUGUUAAAGCAGACAGGCAGGCCUGAAAUGGUUGUUGGCUGGUACCAUAGUCACCCUGGCUUUGGAUGCUGGCUUUCAGGAGUUGACAUCAACACGCAGCAGAGCUUUGAAGCCCUGUCAGAGAGAGCUGUUGCCGUAGUAGUGGAUCCUAUUCAGAGCGUAAAGGGGAAGGUUGUUAUUGACGCCUUUAGACUGAUCAAUGCAAAUAUGAUGGUGUUGGGACAUGAACCGAGACAAACGACUUCAAAUCUUGGACAUCUCAACAAGCCAUCUAUCCAGGCUUUGAUUCAUGGAUUAAACAGACAUUACUACUCUAUCACCAUCAACUAUCGGAAAAAUGAACUUGAACAAAAGAUGUUGUUGAACUUGCAUAAGAAAAGUUGGAUGGAAGGGCUGACACUUCAGGACUACAGUGAGCAUUGUAAACUUAAUGAAACCGUUGUGAAAGAAAUGCUAGAAUUGGCCAAGAACUACAAUAAGGCUGUUGAGGAAGAGGAUAAAAUGACCCCUGAACAACUGGCAAUUAAAAAUGUUGGAAAACAAGAUCCAAAACGUCAUUUGGAGGAGCAUGUCGAUGUGGUGAUGACUUCAAAUAUUGUACAGUGCUUAGCAGCAAUGUUGGAUACAGUUGUAUUUAAAUAGUGAACUGUAAUAUUAUAAACGUAUUGAGGCAUUUUGUUGUGUUUUAUUAUGAGGCAGUUUCUACUUAAUUCACACUAUCAUUGAGACUGCUGAAGACGACCUAAAACCACAACCAUUACAUCUAAAGCUGAGAACAAUCGUGCAGUACCUGCCUUUGUUUUUGAACCAUUCUUCAGGACAAAUGGAUUUCAGCUCUGUUUUUCCCAUUUUGUAAAAAUAUAGUCAAAACGAGUGUCCAAAUUUGGUUUUUGGUAUUUGCACUCGUGCAAAUUUUUGCAUCUCAAAACUACCAAUAAAAUAAAAGUUAAAACUGUUCUUUGUUACGUGACUUCCCACUGUCACAUACAAACAGAUUUGUGCUGCCUUAAAUUUAAAAAAGUGUUUUGCAAUUUCUGAAGACUUCAACCUGAAAUGCGGUAGCAUUUCUAAAGCCGAAAUCUCGACUAGAUAAAAGCAGUUAGAUGUUCCCUGAUCCUUGUUUAUUAAGAGUUGUUCUGCACUGCAGAGGUAGCACAUGUCUAACACCUCUAGGGUCGGAGCUGUGAAUAUGGCAGAUGCUAAGGUCAAACUAGAGUCUAGUCUGUGAAGAAUGACAUUUCUGAACCAACUGCUUGGCACGGGGAACGUUAGGUACAUUAACCCACUAAUUCAUGAAUAAGACAUGCACAAGAUUUUUUUUUGAGAAUGUUAUGUUACGAUUAACCUUGCUACAAUCCAGCCAUAACUUGCAAUGACUGGUGGUUGUAAACGACAGUACUCAAUAGUCAUUACAGAUUGUUAUAAAAAAAUGUUUCUAUCAUUUAUUUGUAAGGGGUUGGUGGUUUUACAGUAUCAGGAAUAAAUAGUGUAAACACA